Lithohypha guttulata is the source of this 1551-nucleotide messenger RNA. RefSeq lists its product as uncharacterized. The transcript has a single exon. The coding region runs from base 1 to 1551 and encodes 516 amino acids. Gene Ontology annotation, biological process: cyclic threonylcarbamoyladenosine biosynthetic process. The record is from RefSeq and is a predicted model, not a curated record. NCBI's taxonomy places the organism in Eukaryota, Fungi, Ascomycota, Eurotiomycetes, Chaetothyriales, Trichomeriaceae. Gene Ontology annotation, molecular function: tRNA threonylcarbamoyladenosine dehydratase activity; ubiquitin-like modifier activating enzyme activity. Gene Ontology annotation, cellular component: mitochondrial outer membrane.
AUGCUUGGAUCGCAAUGGCUGCAACGACACUCAGAGACAGCUAAGACUAUUGCUGUAUUUGCGUGUGGAGCAGUCACCGCAACCACCAUCUACCAUGUCCUACUCACUACCCGCCGGCAAAAGGCUACCUUGAAGCUGAAAGAGUCCAUCCCAGACCAACCCCACGACCAACCUGCCUCGCAGUUGACAGAAUAUGGCAGCGCUCCCCAGCCGAGCAUUACCAGUGCCGAGGACACAAAAGCUGCAAAGAUAGCCGCAAGGGCACGAAAGGGCGACUUCGACGAAGAGUUGAUUUUUGAACAGCUGGCUCGCAAUCGAAUAUUCUUGAAAGACGAAGGUCUCGCAAAACUCCGCAAUGCUUUCGUUGUUGUGAUUGGUCUGGGUGGUGUUGGCAGUCAUUGUGUUGCAGCUCUGGUUAGAAGUGGUGUUUCGAAGAUCAGAAUCGUCGACUUUGACCAGGUCACUUUGAGCAGUUUAAAUCGCCAUGCACUUGCUACUCUGGCCGAUGUGGGGACUCCAAAAGUACACUGUGUGCGAAGACGCCUGGAACAGAUUUGUCCUUGGGCAAGAAUUGAGUCUAGGAACGAGCUGUUUAGUUCUCAGUCUGCUGAAUCUCUACUCGCUCCAUGGGACUACGAGCUGCAUGACGGUGAAGACCGUGAUCAAGAGCCUGAUUGGGUCGUGGAUGCCAUCGACAAUAUUGACACAAAAGUACAACUUCUGCACUAUUGCACGUUACACAAUAUUAAGGUCAUCAGUGCUAUGGGUGCAGGCAUUAAGAGCGACCCUACCAAGAUCUGCGUCGGCGACAUAUCUACUAGUAUUGAGGACCCCUUGUCCAAGGCUACAAGACGCAGACUCAAACUACUAGGUGUGUCUACUGGUAUCCCUGUCGUCUUUUCGACCGAAAAGCCAGGUCCAGGCAAGGCUGCCUUGAUGCCCAUAGCUGAUUCCGAAGUUGAGAAGGGCAAUGUGGGUGACCUUGGUGUCCUGCCCGACUUUCGUGUUCGUAUCUUACCUGUCCUGGGCACAAUGCCUGCCAUGUUCGGAUAUACUUUGGCAAGUCAUGUUAUAUGUUCUGUUGCAGAAUACCCACUUGAGUACAGUGUUGGCGAUCGUGGCCGAGACAAAAUGUACGAAGCAAUUCUUUCAGCUCUUCAAGGUCUCGAAGAGCGUCUUGCAAGAUCUGUCAAUGGCCAAGAUGCUGUUGGCUUAAAGAUUCCCAUUUCCAGAGACGACGUUGCGUAUCUGGUCGAGGAAGUCUUCAGAGGUAGAAGUGUGGUCAGUGGUUUGACCACGAGGCUUGUCCUGGUCAGAUGGAAUCGACCCGAGUCUGGUACCAAUAUGAACAGAGCUUACGAAGUGGAGGGCCAGAAAACGUCGAACCUGAAAAUUCCAGAUCUUGUUCUGAUGACUAAGGAGGAAGCCCAGCGGCACGAAAAGGAAAUCCUAAAGGGUACCAAAAGCCCUGAAGAUAUUUACGAACAAGACGUGCUUGCGCUCGUUGAGUCUCGUCAUCAGGAAGAACAUGCAUUUUCCAAGUAUAGGUGA